CCCAGCAGUUCCACACCUCUGCUUUGUCCUGGCGGUUUUAGUCUAUGCACAGGACCACGGCAGGCACAAAUCUUCCGCCGGAGAUUCUCGACCUUAUCCUGAAAUCUGUGUCGCAUACCUGCGACCCUACUAUCAAGAUCGAUAGACGCGGCCUUGAAGCUUGCAGCGCGACAUGUCGCUACUGGGCCAAGGUUAUCCGUCCUGUUCUGUUCUGGAGCGUUACUAUACGAUCUUACGUAGAAAUGGAAGGGCUUCUCGCCCUAUCGAACGCCACAAGUGUACGACCACUAAUCGCUGAUUGCGUGCGGAACGUGAUCGUCGAAUACCGUGGGUCCCAAUGUUAUCCAUGGUUACGCCGCAUCCGCCAGCUGUGGAUGCAGCUCCGAAGCGCAACGGUGGAGCUUAGAUUAGAAGAGUCAUGGAACACCAUGUCAUCUUCUGAGGACAUGUCAGCGCGCGAAGCUAAACCCGGGAGUUCGAGGCUUGCCCUCGCUCUCCCUGGCCAAUUGUUGCCAAUUACCCUGCCGGGUUCGUUGUUUCCCUUCGAGCGCGUCAUCCUACACGGCCUUAAGUUGCGAAGAGUGUUGGAUCUUGUCCGCUUCAUCCGCGGCUUCCCCAUGGUUUCGGAGUGCAGUUUCCAGAAUGUUACAUUCGCUGAAGGCUGGACGUUGGGCCCUGCGAGACAGGCGUCCCGCAGGCGGGGACCACGGACUGUUACAGUCUCUUCAUGCGCAGGAGGCACAUUGCGGGAGCAACUCCAGCUUGUAUCAAUCACGCUCGCUGCUCGGGAACGCUUACGUGUGGAUGCUGCCACAUGGUCAACCCUCAAGCAACUGGUACUGUCCUUACUGCCGCAAUUAUACUCUUCAUUCAAGUUGGCUAUGGACAUCAACGAAGCAGGUACGCUCAGCCUGAGAAUUUCGAUUCUGCUCAAUUGA
Molecule: messenger RNA, 938 nt
Organism: Phanerochaete carnosa HHB-10118-sp
Lineage: Eukaryota; Fungi; Basidiomycota; Agaricomycetes; Polyporales; Phanerochaetaceae
Exons: 1
Coding region: 45-938 (297 amino acids)
Source: RefSeq, a predicted model, not a curated record